Pseudogymnoascus destructans is the source of this 1260-nucleotide messenger RNA. RefSeq lists its product as uncharacterized. Bases 483 to 1244 code for a protein of 253 amino acids. The record is from RefSeq and is a predicted model, not a curated record. The transcript is spliced from 2 exons. NCBI's taxonomy places the organism in Eukaryota, Fungi, Ascomycota, Leotiomycetes, Thelebolales, Thelebolaceae.
UCUACAGUAUUUUUGACAGCACAGCCGGAAGGACACUAUGUGUCACUGUCACGUCCAAAUCCCACAAAUGAGCCAAUAGAAAUGCAGAGCUAACAGCAAAAUCCAGAUCCUCCCAAGGAGAUCCUCCAGCUAAGGGAACAAUUUCAAUCCCCCGGUACCUCCCCAAGCCGAAAGGCUGGGCGGUUUCGCUGUGCUCCCCUAUUUCUACUACACGGGACCCUUCGAGGUUGAUAACUAUGUUCUUCAUGGACGACUGUGGCCGUCGCCAAAGAGCAAUCAGUCAAUAUGCUGUGCAAUAGAGCGCUCCUGCUCUCGGUGAUCCUCACCUACCCCCCAUUGGCCAUUCACAGACAUGUGUCUGGAAGGAUGGCACAACGGCGACAGGUUAUGUCCCAUGCAUAUCAGGAGCAACAUCAGGCACAUGUUGCCACUCCGGUGAAGCCUGCCUCGCAUCUGGAUUGUGCUAUGGCGCGCCUGGAUUGAUGUACCGCGGCGCCUGCGUCGACAGCUGGGACACACCGGACUGCCUGACAUUUUGCAAAGAAUUCCUGCCCUACUGGGCCAACAUCUACCCGUGCAACGAUGGGGUUGGAGCCGACAACCCCAAAAUGUUCUGGUGCGGCAGCCCUACGCUGAAAACGUGUAGCGCAGACUUCAAAGCCAGCCCCGGUGUGGCCGUGAAAAUCUUACCCAAAUCCUCGACAACUACGGAGUCAUCUUCGCAGACCACGUCGCCUACGUCAUCCUUGCCAACCUCGACCCCCUCGGCAACUGACACAGGAUCAACGAACCCUACAUCAUCCAACCCAGGAGCGACGACCCCCACCGACGUGGUCUGCUCAGACAAGACCAUCUCAGAUAAGACCCAGUGCUCGGGUGCCACGAAAGCCGAGAAAAUCCACUACGCCAACUCCGUCAAAGCAGUGGGAGCCGGCGUGGGAGUCCCACUCGGCGUCCUCGCCCUGGCGUUUUUAGGGCUUUUCGUAAACGAGCGACGCCUGCGCAAGAAACUGAUGAAGCCCACUGACGUCGGCGGCGCUGGCGUUGCAUAUGGGCCGGUUAAUAAUACAUACCAAGGUCCGGAUUAUGGCCAGGGACAAGGCCAGGUACAAAGCCAAGAACAGAUGCAGUAUAUAUACAAGGCCGAGAAUGAGAUGUCCGCGAACCCGGAUCCGCCGCAUGGGAUGACAGGGGGUCAUCACCGUCCUGUUCAUGAGCUUGGGGGACAUAAUUACCCAUUGUAGUUUUAUGUUGAUAUGU